Messenger RNA from Pseudo-nitzschia multistriata, 2686 nucleotides. The record is from the annotation of a GenBank genome assembly. Lineage: Eukaryota; Bacillariophyta; Bacillariophyceae; Bacillariales; Bacillariaceae.
CAUUGCAUCCAGCGACGAAGCGUUACGAAAUGAUGAUAUCCACUGCAACGUCGAAUGCCAACCAAUACAAUGGUAGGAUCGAGACGCGUAUUCAGUCACUAAAGCAACAGCAGCAACGAAAGGAAAUGCAUUGCAUCCUUGUAGGUCCAAAUAGUACAUGUCUCAAAUCCAAGCCCUUUCAAACUAGGGGAAUUGGCUUUCAUUCGCCUAUUGAAAUCGGUAGUCGACGUGAUUGCAUCCAAAUUGAUGAUGACAACGUAAGUUAUUGUGUUCCUAAGUGUAAAAUAUCUCCAUCCCUUGAGGGUUUUCAGCAACGUCGAUGAUUACCAGAGUAGGGUCUUGUUCUGACAUGUCCAUUCACAAUGUCUCUCUUCCUUUGUACUGCAGCUACCCAUGAUACCAUCAAUGACACCAGGGAAUUGGGACAASUUUAAAGGACAUACUGCCCCGCGCCUGGAUCGAUUCGAUAACGAUAUUGAACUUGUUCUGCAGAACAUCACUGGAGUCGACGAGAAAAAGUGCUGCGACGAAGAAAAKCAUUUCAACUAUUACCCAAGUCAGAACGCCRUUCGGAACAGCGCCGCCUCGGUGGAACCAAUUCAUUCGCUCGAUGGGCCUGUGUCGGACGAAGAAAGAGCCGAAGUCGCUCCGAUUGACGACUUUGUUUCCCAUUGUAAGAGYAGUGAAAUUAAAUUGAUGGAAGAAGCUUUGUCGACAUUGAUUCCCUCCAAAGAAAAUAGAACUCAUCAAAACGAUAUCGUUGGAUACGAUCGCAAUGACACACAUUCAGCAAUGCAAAAUUACCUAAUGAGAAACGAUAUUGGAGAUUUUACUCCAUCCUCUCCAGUUCAAAGUCGUCGUACCACCGCCACUGYCAUCGACCAAUACCCCGCGUUAUUUCCCCAAGUAACAUUUGACGAAGAAGAAGAACUAGACAGAAGCACUUUUUUCGAAGAACAGGUGAAAGAUGAAGAAUGCACUGAAAAUCAAUCGAAUACCCUGGUCUCAUCAUCUCAUUCAUGCCGGGGGCCAUCGAACUGGCUGCUUCAGCAGUUAGUUUCAGAUUCCUCGUCGUUUGAAUCGCAUUCAAGGGAUACUGUUGACAGUAGAAAUAAUCGUGCCAACRUCGUGACGAAACACAAGCAUUGGUCAGAGGAAGAAGACGAAAUCCUCAAGUUAGCGAUGAGGGCAGAAGAAGAACAAAAUCCGACAAAUUGGAUAAAUGUUKCUCAAAACUACUUUUCAAACAGCCGUUCUGCGACCCAGUGCAAAAAUAGGUGGAAAAACGUAAGUAUCUGUUCGUGUGUUGACYGAUUUUUUAAGUUGCACAUCUUUAUUUUGUGAACCAAACAAAGACUCACCCAGUCGAUCACCUCAAAUCGAACAGCACUUGAAACCCGGUGUAGUUCGCGGGAAUUGGAAGAAACACGAGGACGAAUACAUCAUCCAUAUGCAUGCCCAAGGAUUCAAAUGGCUUGACAUAGCGAAAGGGCUACCGGGAAGGACAAGUGAACACGUACGGGAACGAUACGUCAACGUCUUGGAUGAAAAAUUAAAGAAGACAAGYUGGACCGCCGCGGAAGACAAAAUUCUGUUCGAAAGUCAGUACCGCUUGGGCAACAAAUGGUCCGAAAUCCGGAAGCUAUUGCCUGGUAGAUCGGACAAUAUGAUCAAGAAUCGCUACUAYAACAAGAGAAACGCACAUCUGCGGCGAAUGAAACGCGAAGCAUURGCAUCUACUCCUCCAACACCUGUUUAGCGGAAAAUGAAACCUAAACAAAUUAUGCGAAAAUGCAAAUAAAGCAAACACCAUAAYAYAUUAUUUAAAAAUAGAAGUUGACAUGAUAUGUURUGAAUACAAUACGAAAGUAGGUCGAUCGACAGAKGUAUUUCAAGAAGUGACUUCMGCUGGUUUUUGUUCAUCCUCGUCAUCGAAAGGAUUUGAAAUGAGAGAAAAMCUCUUUCGUUCGUUGUACAACUCCGCUUGGAAGCUGGUCAUCCUUUGAUGGGAUUAGUGAAAAUGUUUGGUAAUAGUUCGGCUUAUUUUCGUUUUCCAAACGAGCACGACGAGGAAGAAUCUUAAUGAGAGUGAUCAAGGAGCAACCUGUGGUACUUGAUCUACAUCUACCCAAUCGACUGACUUGACCCAAUUUUMUUAUGGAAGAAACAAACGUGAUUUGUUUCCCCCUCGAACUCUAUAUAUAAUCAUCAUCCGCUUUUUUGUGUUUMCCAGUUCUUUGAAUUUCUCUCUGUUUAUGAAUUCCUGAAAGAACAAACGAAGCGAAGAGAAAGCCUAUCAAGGAAUAAACCCAGCUCUCGAUCGCUUCUUCCUCUUCCUCGCUGGUUGAGACGAUGCKGCCUGUCGACAAAAGAAUCUCUCUCAUCCGGACUUCGGGAAUCAAUUCGCUGGGCCAAUAYGUUAGUUGAAGAAAAGAAUAUAGUGCAUCUAGAUCGAAAUGUCCGUUAGAGUGCCAACAUAAUGGACAAUCUUUCCUAGCUGGCCACUGCACUGCAUUCAAUUCUUGUUGCGUAGGUGUUCGAUGGUCUCGCUCCGCCCUUUCGUUCAUCAAUCUCGAAUUCACACCGUUGUGCAAUUCAAACAACCACAGCGAUAACUCUUUCCAGUCAUCGAGGCCUCCGAGUUCUUCGUURAGUCGAUCGCAUCUACUAAACCCACAACUGUCAU